Messenger RNA from Pipistrellus kuhlii (Kuhl's pipistrelle), 1650 nucleotides. It is a transcript of the gene TBX19, whose product is annotated as T-box transcription factor 19. Lineage: Eukaryota; Metazoa; Chordata; Mammalia; Chiroptera; Vespertilionidae. The record is from RefSeq and is a predicted model, not a curated record. Gene Ontology annotation, biological process: cell fate specification; regulation of transcription by RNA polymerase II; mesoderm formation. The transcript is spliced from 9 exons. Bases 1 to 1452 code for a protein of 483 amino acids. Gene Ontology annotation, molecular function: DNA-binding transcription factor activity, RNA polymerase II-specific; RNA polymerase II cis-regulatory region sequence-specific DNA binding. Gene Ontology annotation, cellular component: nucleus.
AUGGGCGAGGGCCAGCAUCUUCCCUCGGCCCUGCCCGGUCCUCACCACGGGGAGAGGAGGCGGAGGGAGCGGCAGGUAGGAGCGCCGGAGCCCACGGUCUCCCUCGGAGGGCCCGUGGCCAUGGGCGAGCCGGGCGCGCAGAAGGCCGGCGAGGGCACGGUCUCCCGCCUGCUCAACGUGGUGGAGAGCGAGCUGCAGGCCGGCCGGGAGAAAGGCGACCCCACGGAGAGGCAGCUCCGCGUCACGCUGGAGGACGCCCCGCUCUGGCAGAGGUUCAAGGAAGUCACUAACGAGAUGAUCGUGACCAAGAGCGGCAGGCGGAUGUUCCCUGUGCUGAAGAUCAGCGUCACGGGGCUGGACCCCAACGCCAUGUACUCCCUCCUGCUGGACUUUGUCCCCACGGACAGCCACCGCUGGAAGUACGUCAACGGGGAGUGGGUGCCCGCAGGCAAGCCCGAGGUCUCCAGCCACAGCUGCGUGUACAUCCACCCGGACUCGCCCAACUUCGGGGCGCACUGGAUGAAGGCGCCCAUCUCCUUCAGCAAGGUCAAGCUCACCAACAAGCUCAGCGGCGGCGGCCAGAUAAUGCUGAGCUCCCUGCACAAGUACGAGCCGCAGGUGCACAUUGUGCGCGUGGGAGGUGCCCACCGGAUGGUCAUGAACUGCUCCUUCCCUGAAACCCAGUUCAUCGCCGUGACCGCCUACCAGAACGAGGAGAUAACAGCUCUCAAAAUCAAGUACAACCCCUUUGCCAAAGCCUUCCUGGAUGCCAAGGAGAGGAGCCACCUGAAGGACAUCCCGGACGCCAUCUCCGAGAGCCAGCACAUGGCCUGUCCCCACCUGGGCGGCUGGAUCUUCUCCAACCCGGACGGAAUGUGCUCGCCCGGGAACUCCAACUUCCAGUAUGCACCGCCUCUGCCUCUGUCUGCCCCUCACGCCCACCACGGCUGUGAGCGCUACGCCGGCCUACGCGGGCACCGGCCGGCCCCCUACCCGGCCCCGUACGUGCACCGGACCCACGCUCCCUCAGUGAACUUGCUAGAAAGCUCUGGCAACAACCUGCAAGUGUUCUCCGGAGCCGACAGCUGGACCUCCAUCUCCUCCACGCCGCAUGCCAGCAUCCUGUCCGUCCCGCACACCAGCGGCCCCAUCAACCCUGGGCCCAGCCCCUACCCGUGCCUGUGGACCAUCAGCAACGGAGGUGGAGGCCCCGCCGGGCCGGGCCCCGACGUGCACGCCGCGUCCCCGGGCGCGUUUCUCCUGGGCGGCCCCGCGGUGACCUCGCCCCUCUCCACCCAGGCGCCCCCCUCGGCGGCCGUGGAGGUGCUGGGGGAGCCCUCGCUGACCAGCAUCGCCGUGUCCACCUGGACAGCCGUGGCCUCACACCCGUUUGCGGGCUGGGGCGGCUCGGGCGGGGGCGGGCGCCAUUCCCCCUCCUCGCUGGACGGCUAGGCAGGGUCCGAGGGCAGGGUCCCCGGAGAACCGUCCACGUGCCCGGCACCGAGAAACCCCAAUCCCAGGGAGUGAGGCUCGGGGGUGGGCUCCUCCAGAAGCCGACGGGCAGAUGGUUCAGCGAGGGUGAUGCUAGUGCGUCCUCGGGUCUCUCUACCACUUGUGUGUGUUCCCCUGUUCUGGCAGCGGAUCUCUGCU